Messenger RNA from Siniperca chuatsi (mandarin fish), 3244 nucleotides. RefSeq names its product cytochrome P450 2K1-like. The record is from RefSeq and is a predicted model, not a curated record. Gene Ontology annotation, molecular function: iron ion binding; heme binding; oxidoreductase activity, acting on paired donors, with incorporation or reduction of molecular oxygen, reduced flavin or flavoprotein as one donor, and incorporation of one atom of oxygen. Lineage: Eukaryota; Metazoa; Chordata; Actinopteri; Centrarchiformes; Sinipercidae. The transcript has 8 exons. Bases 1383 to 2693 code for a protein of 436 amino acids. Gene Ontology annotation, cellular component: cytoplasm; intracellular membrane-bounded organelle. Gene Ontology annotation, biological process: xenobiotic metabolic process.
AGGGCUUGAACAUGCAGCUUGGACCAGUGUUAUAGAUUCAUCUCAGUCACAUGCAAAAGAGUAGAUUGUAAUUCAUACAGUGUUUUACCCCAUGCAGUCUUCGUCGUUUUGGACAAGACUGGAUCGUUCUGUUAUGUUUGGUGUGUUUUAUGGUACAAAUGAAGUCCCAAAAAUGUCUAUUGUCAUACUAGGUAUCAAAAGUCAGGAUGUUUCUUUUUAAAAUCAGUCUUCUCUGAGUUUACGGAAGUGCAAAACUAAGUUUAUGGAGUAGCGCUUUUAUUUGGUGAAUGGUACAGUGUAAGCUAAAUACAUACUCAAAACACAAUACAAAUGUUAAACCAAUUGGUCUAAUUAAAUAACAUUUUUUUUCUUUAAGUCAUGACAGUUUUAAGUCUUUUCUCUCUUUGAUCCAAAUAAAAGAUAAACAGUAGUUUUGUAGUACAUGUUGUACUACAAAACAAAGGACACUGACCUAAAAGUACUGAUUUAUUAGUAAUGAUUUCAAAUUAAUUAAUUUAAUUGUAAGUUUAAAGCUAGGGUAGGUAAUGUAUUUCAGAAGCAUUUUUGUUAUGUUUGUUGAAAUUCUCCUUCCAUCCCGACAGCAAUCAAUAAAUCAAAUGCUCUUGGGGAAAAAAUGAAAAAAAUCUGGUAUGUGUGGCUGUUGCAGGCCUGCAAUAAGCCCAUACAAUCAUUUCAUUUGGGCCUGGCCUACCUGCCUGCCUUUGCGCACAUGUUUUUGGGAAGUGGCUUUAGAGGGAGGCCUUAAGGGAUCUAGGAAUCUAGCUGUCUCUUGCAAUUUUCUCCAUCGUUACCUACCCUACCCUACAUUUAAGGUCAUUUUUAUUUUCAAAUAAUUUUACUGACAAUUAAUUAGCCACGUAAUGAUUUACUAUUUUUUGAGGGUAAAGGUUUAUAUACUGAAUACCCCUACCACCUUUACCUGUGCCUUUACCCCAUCUGGCAGCCAAAAACAUCAUCUAUCUUUACCAAAAUGUAACGCAGCAGUGCAGAAAACUCAUUCUGUCUGUUCAAAUAUCACGCAGUGGACACAGUUUCUUUCACAGUAAUUGGGAUAUUUAAAUAUUUUUUCUCCAGACCUCUGGUACUUUCUCCCUGUUGGGGACUUGCAUUUAUGAUGGUGCAAACUGGUUAAAGUGCUUAAAUAUUAAACUACAAAGAACACAGACCUGAAGUGACCCAAGAGAAAUUUUCUAGUGUUUGUUCGGCCAUCACCAUUUGCCCUGACCUUUGGGCUGUGUGUAUUCUUGAUUUACUGUCACAGAAGCCAUUAUCUUUAUUACAUCACCCAUAGAGCCAAAAGCAGCAGAGUGGGUAACCUAUCACUGUAGUGGCAACAAAUGGACACAGAUUGUUUUUAAAUCAUGGGGAUAUUAGAUCUUUUUCUCCAGUCCUCCAGUUCUGUCUCCUUGUUGGGGGCUCUGGUGGUCCUGCUUCUCGUCUACCUCGUCUCCUCCUUCAGCUUCAGCUCCCAGGAGUACGGGAAAGAACCUCCAGGACCCAGACCGCUUCCCGUGCUCGGAAACCUGCUGCAGCUGGACCUCAAGAGACCCUACAACACAUUGCUGGAGCUUUCCAAGAAAUAUGGAUCAGUGUUCACUGUCUAUUUUGGGCCCAAGAAAGUGGUGGUCCUGGCUGGAUACAAGACAGUGAAGGAGGCGCUUGUCAACUAUGCUGAUGAGUUUGGAGACAGAGAUCCAAUGCAAAUUGUGCAUGAAUUUACUCAAGGAAAUGGGGUUGUAUGGUCCAAUGGUGAUUCGUGGAAAGAGAUGAGGCGCUUUGCCUUGACGAACCUGAAAGACUUUGGGAUGGGCAAGAAGGCUUGUGAGGACAAAAUCAUUGAGGAAUGUGACUAUCUCAUUGAAGUGUUUAAGAAAUUUAAAGGAGAAGCUUUUGAUACGACUCAACCAAUACACUAUGCUGUCUCUAAUAUUAUCUGCUCCAUGGUUUAUGGCAGCAGAUUUGAAUAUGAUGAUCCAGUAUUUACAUCUCUUGUAGAUCGAACAAACAGAAACAAUCAACUAUUGGGGACCCCUUCAGUACAGAUGUACAACAUGUUCCCAUGGGUUGGCAAAUGGUUUGCUGGCAAAAAAGAAGUCCAGAAAUUGUUUGCUGCCAAUAGGAAACAGAACUUACAGCUGUUCAGUCGUUUGAAGGAGACCCUCAAUCCACAGAUGAGCAGAGGCUUUGUGGAUGCCUUUCUGGUCCGAAAGCAAAAUCUGGAGGAAUCUGGGAUCACCAACAGUCACUUCCACAAUGAAAACCUUUUGAUGACAGUUAUUAAUUUGUUUGCUGCCGGGACCGAAACAACAGCAACUACACUCAGAUGGGGACUUCUGCUGAUGGCCAAGUAUCCAAAAAUACAAGAUCAGGUCCAGGAGGAGCUGAGCAGGGUGAUAGGAAGUCGUCAGGUGCAGGUCGAGGACAGGAAGAACCUGCCCUUCACAGACGUGGUCAUCCAUGAGACUCAGAGACUGGCCAACAUCGCCCCCAUGGCACUUCCUCACAAAACGAGCCAAGACAUCGUCUUCCAGGGACACUUCAUUAAGAAGGUCACAGGAUUUGUCCUGGAGAAAGUCUGGCCAGGAUGGAGCUCUUCAUCUUCUUCACCACCCUCCUGCAGCGCUUUCGUUUCACUCCUGCACCUGGAGUUUCAGAGGAUGAACUGGAUCUGACUCCACGCGUGGGCUUGUCCCUCAACCCUUCACCUCAUAAACUGUGUGCUGUCUCCUGUAUGUGAGGAGGAGGAGAGAUGGUGUCAUGCAGCAAGCUUAAUUUAGGCAUAUACACCUGUUGCUAGGUACACAUCCUGCGUCUCUGACACACUAAAAACUCAAAGGACAGUAAACUCACUAUCGACCAGGGUCAGGUACUGUGAGAAUCAAAAACUUAAACGAAGAUUGAUUGCCUAUUAUAUUAAUACCAUGUUGAAACUUUUGUACACACAUGCACACGAAGGGUGGAAUCGUGUGCCAAGAGGCUGGACCAGCCUGUGCACCAACGAAGGGAGAGCUAAGUCUAAACCACAGCCCCCCCCUCUGUAGAAACCUAUCAGAUAGUUGCACAUUCUCAUUUUAAACUCUGUGUAAUGUUAAGAAGAGCACUCUUUCCUAGGAUGUUGACUACAGAUUAACAGCUUGCUAACUAUGGUUUUCUGAAUAGAAAAGAUCCUUGUAGAGGAUAUGUUUUGAUCCUUCAAUGUUUUAAUAAAUGCCAAAUUAAGGAA